CCUCGCACUUUGUAUCCUCGGACAACUCCCCCAACAAGUUGGUGUGUAUAUGUCGAGGCGACCCAACUUGACCUGCAGAUGUCGGAAAUCUACUGGAAGCGUUUUUGUAAAAACACAUCAGCAAGUUGAUGGCUAGAUGAAACAUGCAUGACCUUAAUCACACCAUUCAAAAUCUGAUCUCUAAUAACAUGACAAUCAAUUUCUAUGUGCUUGGUACGUUCAUGAUUCACCGGAUUAUCAGCUUGCCAUAUUACCGACAUACUGUCACAAAACAUGGGAGUAGGAGCAGCAAGUUGAACAUGUAAAUCAUGCAGAAUUUAACGCAACCAAAUCAACUCUCAAGUUAGACUCGUCUUGCUUGAUAUUCAUCAGCUUCUGCUGAAGAACGAGAAGCGUUCUUUGUUUCUUAGAUCGCCAACUAAUUAAAGAAUGACCUAACAACAUACAAAAACUGAUAGUGGAUCGACGUGUGUCUGGACAUCCAGCCCAGUCACUAUCACAAAAGACUGUAACUUGAUUUCAUAAUUAGUAGAGAAGAAUAAACCUUGUCCAAAAGUCUGAUCAAUCUUAAGUUUAGGAUCUUUAAUGGCAAGGAGAUCAUUGUCGGCUAUGGUAUUUUGAAUAAAAAUGCUACAUUAUUUGGGUAUAUAUUGCAUUUCAUGUGGAAUUUCAGUUUGGAAUGUGGUAAUUGAGUUUAAUUAUCUUGUUUGAAUAAAACAUUCACAUGUUGUGAUAUUUCAUCACUUAAAAAAAGAGUGUGUUAAUUAAAAUGUUUAGAAGGAGAACGAGAGAAGGUAUUUCAAUUGUGUCAUUAUAUACAUUAUUUCAAUUGUUGCCGCGGACCCGAAAUACCACGACUCGCUUUUUGUUUGUCAGACGAGUUAAUUUCACCAAAAUAAUCCAAAUGCUGCAUCUGACCGGUAAAAAUAAAAUAGAUUAUAAUCUCAGUUUUCCUUUGCUUUUCGCCAGAUUCUAUCCAGAUUUGGAGUUGUAAUACUUGGGCUUCAAAAUUGCUCUCUCCAAGAAUGUAAAGCAAAACAAAGCGGCCCAGCCUGUGGCCCAUUAGCUAAGCUAACCAACUUAAAUGCUCUACUUUUUUUGUUGACCGCCCAUCCAGGGCGGACCUAGUAAGGGUGAGGGUGUUCGGAAAUUUUGUGAAUGACCAAUAUACUUUUGGUACAUUUUUUUUAAUUCGGGGCUUCCGACACAACUCAAAUAAUUGUGAGCGAUCUAUCUUUAUUAUACAAAAAUAAUUUUCUUGUUAUAAAUUUAUUUAUCUUUAUUAGUAAUAAUUAAUAAUAAAUAAAAUCAAAUAAAUAUGUUUGUUUUAACAUAACCCACACCAGAACCCAACAAUGAAAAAUAUAUGUAUAACCCCAUCCUUUGAAACUUUCCGUUUCCACCCCUUGACCCUUCUUUUAUUGAAAAUAAAAUAAAAAACUCAUAUUUAACUCUUUUUAGUUUAUAAUUACCGAGACCCACUGCCACAUCCCCCUUUUCUUUUAUCCUUUACUUUACUUGCUCUUGAAGUUGGUGUUGACUUUACUUGUUGCAAUUGCAAGGUGCGAAAGAGCAUUCCAUCUGGGAUGAAGUUUCUUUAUGAUGAAUUGAUGUAUGAUGGAUACCCUCUCAGCUCUUUUACGUUUUACCUCUGACCCGAGAACCUUGUUGAAAUUAGAUUGGCGUACAGCAACAUUGAGCAACUGUGGGGAGUAGUUCAGGUACAUAAUUUUUGAGACAGUGUUACUGUGAGUUUCUUUCUUGAAAUGAACUCUAACCCUUUGAUGUGUUUAUUCCAUAGGGUCUAGUGAAUUUAAAAGAGAUUGACCUAAGUUCUUGUAGGAAUCCGAAGGCAAUCCCAGAUAUGUCUCAGUCAAUCAAACUUGAGAUAAUGAAUUGUGCAAACUGUACAUGUUUAUUGGAAGUUCCCUCACCAGUUCAACAUCUGGUCAAGCUUACUGAUCUUGAUCUAAGAGGUUGCUCAAGCCUUAUGAGUCGUCCUGGUUUCCUGAAUAUGCAGUCCCUCAAGAUCCUAAACCUCUCUGGCUGUUCAAGCCUUAAGAAGUUUCCUCAAAUCAUGGGGUGUAUAGCCUACCUCAAUCUGAAUGAGACAGCAAUUGAAGAGCUUCCACAAUCAGUUGCAUAUCUCAGUCGACUUGUUGCACUGAAUGCAAAGGGUUGUAAACGGCUCCAAAGCAUCUGAAUGCAAAGCACUGAAGAUGCUUGUACUUGAGUGAAACAGCACUAGAGAAACUCCCUUGCCGGAUUGGUAACCUCUCUAAACUCUCAUAUUUGGAUCUAUCAAACUGCAAAAGGCUCAAGAAUCUUCCUGAUACACUUUCUGAGGCAAAUUCUCUUGAAAAGUUGAUUCUCCGAGGUUGUUCAAAUAUGACACAGUUCCCUAAACUUUCAGCGAACAUAAAUGAGUUGUAUUUAGAUGAAACGGGGAUAGAAGAAAUACCAUCGUCUAUCGAGGGUCUCUCUCGGCUUGUGGAACUGCAUCUGCACAACUGCAAAAGUUUUUCGGAUUCUUCCUGACAGUAUAUGUGAGUUGAAAUUUCUCUACAGGCUUAACCUUUCAGGUUGCUCCAAACUAGAAAAUUUCCCAGCUACUUUGAGGCCUAUGGAAUCUCUUAGACGCUUGUAUUUGGAUGGAACUCCCAUAAGCAACUUCUGGUUUCCUGGAGGGCUCAACAGUAUCCCCGGGAUUUCCACUUUGGAACUAGGACACUGCAAGUUGUUUAAGGAUGUCAUACUCAGCUUUCACUGUCGGGCAUAGUUGUUGGGAGUUCUUGAGUAGGCUAUCUCUUAAUGAUUGUAAUAUAUCAGUGGUGCCUGAUGCUCUUUGUAAAUGUUGGACCCAAGUGGAAACAAGUUCCAGGAGCUACCUCUUGACUUUUACAGACUCUUUAAGCUGCAAGACCUUGGAAUAAAGAACUGCUUGGAGCUGAUUUCAUUGUCGAGACUUCCAAAAGUUGGAUGCAGAUAAUUGCCCGUCGUUAACAAUUGUGUCAUUUAGAGUAUCGACCCUUUGGCCUUCAUAUCCUGCUACUUUCUUCAAUUUUAUUCUUUCACUGGUUGCUGAAAUUUCGACAAUAUUGCAGGCUGUGCCAUACAUGUAUAUGCUCUGGAGAGAUUUUGUCAAUGCUGUAAUCGUCUAUACAAGCAGGUCUGUCAACUGAACUUGAAAAUUUUGUUUUCAAAUAAUAUUUGCCUACUUGAAUCCAUUUACCUUGGGUGUCAGAAUUAAUUUUUUAAUUUAGG
Messenger RNA from Linum trigynum, 3264 nucleotides. Lineage: Eukaryota; Viridiplantae; Streptophyta; Magnoliopsida; Malpighiales; Linaceae. The record is from the annotation of a GenBank genome assembly.